ACACACGGGGUCAUUCUCUCUUGUUUCACUCGUGUGGAAUGAAAUGCAACACUUCCAGCAGACAAGGUGAGCGCUGCUUGCUUUCUCUUGUGAGGAGGAGCUUUAAAGGGCAGUGUAAUAAAUAAAAUAAAAAAAGAGGUACCUGGACCACAGAUGACCUGUGAAGAGAGGAAGACACACUGCUGUUUAAAACGCUUAUCCUUUCACCUCAUCGUUACAUAAGAUGGAAUACAGAGGCAGCGUCAGACCUUUUGUUCACUUCAACGCCAAAAAGGAUGCUGAAUUUCUCCAUAAGGCAAUGAAAGGAAUUGGUACAGAUGAAGAUGCCAUUCUCAUGGCUCUGACUGCCCGCAGCAAUGAUCAACGUCAGCAGAUUAAAGCAGCUUAUAAAAAAGCCUACGGGAAGGACUUAGUCAGUCAGCUGAAAUCUGAGCUCGGUGGGCUGUUGGAGAACCUGAUCGUGGCACUGAUGAUGCCUCCGGUCUUAUAUGAUGCGACUCUACUACACAAGGCUCUGAAGGGCGCGGGGACUGAUGACCAAGUACUGAUUGAGAUCUUGGCCUCCAGGACUGGUGAACAGAUAAAAGAAAUCAUCAAAGUCUACAAGAAAGAGUUUGGUGGCAAAUUGGAGAAGGAUAUCAGCAGUGACACCGGCGGGUGCUACGGCAGACUGUUGGUGAUCCUGCUGCAGGGGAGCCGGGAGGAGACAGUGGAAGAGGACAAAAUUGAAAAUGACGCCAAGGACCUGUAUGACGCCGGCGAGGCCAAGUUUGGCACCGACGAGGAGAAAUUCAUCACAAUACUUGGCAACAGGAGCUCAGAGCAUCUCCAGAAAGUGUUCGAUGCGUACAAGAAGCUCUGUGGCUCUGACAUAGAGGACAGCAUCAAAGGCGAGACCACGGGGAACCUGGAAGACUUACUGCUAGCUGUUGUGAAAUGUACCAGAAAUGUGCCGGGCUUUUUUGCUGAGAGUCUCUAUAAAUCCAUGAGGCGAGCUGGAACUGAUGACGACACCCUGAUGAGGAUAAUGGUGUCGAGGAGUGAGGUGGACAUGUUGGACAUCAGGGCAAACUUCAAGAAGAUGUACGGACAAUCUCUGUAUACUACCAUCCAGGAGGACACAGCAGGAGACUACCAGAAGGCGUUGCUGUACCUCUGUGGUGGGAAGGAUUAAUGUCUGAGAGAAGAGCCGCUGUGAGACAGCUCUGCUCACAAGGAACAAGAUAUCGACCCGUGUUCUUCUUCCUUUCUGACUUUACUGUUGAUUGAAUUAAUGGAAAUUACCCACAUAUCACUUUAGACAGCAUAUCUGCAGCAUGGAUGUCACAUUCAUUUAUUCAUUAAACCUCUUUCAGUGAUUGGUGGAGAUGCAGGCUUGGUUUUAAGAUGGGGAAUAGCAUUAACUGUUCCUUAAAUGUUAGUGGAUCAAUCUAACACACUUGCUUCUAGUCAAGUUCACAUUGCUGGCAUUUGGUUACUUCAUUUGUGCCCUUUAUAGAUGUUCAAUUGGCUCAUAAAAUACAAAACUGCUGAUCAAUGAUUUAAGCAACAUGUCCACAGCACAGUUGGUGUCAUUAAUUACAAAUGAGACACUGACCCCGAAUAGUCCUUCAAACCUGCUGUCAGCAACCACAAGUGUUAGAAGGGCACUACGCACGUAUUGACUUAAAUUAGGACCUUUCUAUGAAGGGCACCUGUCUUAAAUAAUCCAUAGGAGAUGACAAAUGGUCCAGGUUGCUGAAGCUGAACCACAUGGUGGCAGCAAAGUUUAGAAUCUGGCCCACAUCUCCCCACAGUGGCUUUAAAAAAACAGCCUUAACUCUUUACUGUAAAAAAAAAAAAGCUUUUUAUUUUUAACUUUAGACAUUUAUUAAAAGGCCCUGAAACUAAAUGACUGAGAUAAGUCAAAGUUUUCUCAAACUGUUAUAGAUUUUAUUGGUUUAUCACACAUUUCCA
Messenger RNA from Fundulus heteroclitus (mummichog), 1956 nucleotides. RefSeq names its product annexin A5a (gene anxa5a). Gene Ontology annotation, molecular function: calcium ion binding; calcium-dependent phospholipid binding. The record is from RefSeq and is a predicted model, not a curated record. Gene Ontology annotation, biological process: negative regulation of coagulation. The transcript is spliced from 13 exons. The coding region runs from base 224 to 1174 and encodes 316 amino acids. NCBI's taxonomy places the organism in Eukaryota, Metazoa, Chordata, Actinopteri, Cyprinodontiformes, Fundulidae. Gene Ontology annotation, cellular component: cytoplasm.